CCAUACAGUUUUUUUCCCUUUGCUUGAAUAUUAGACCAUCAAAAAUAAUGUCAUUAUUAAAAGCAUAAAUUUCAAUGAGUUUCCUGCCCAGGAUCUUUGUAUCAAAGCUUCUGAUCUGUGUAGAAUCUUGAAAACAAAAAAUGGAAAUGCAUAGCCUACAUCACCUUUGCACAAUUAUGUUUCUUUUUAACGAUAUGACAUCUUUUCCUCUAUAUAUUUACUUUGUAACACGUAAAUCAAUGCUCCUGCACAUAUGGAUGAACAGCGGUUUGAACAUUUAUACUGUAAAUUAUAAGUAUGGCUGAAUAUGUGUGUCUGGGUGUUGGCACAGAUUGCCUACACCAAUGAGAGACUUUGUAGAUUAGUUCAGUCAUUUAUUACUCACUUUAAUUUAAUCUUGAGGAAGCAGAUGUUGUUAGGCCACAAGCACAAUCAUCUCUCACAAUUGGUUAUCUUUUUUUUUUUUACCCCUUUCCUCCCUUUGGUGCUUUCUUCCUUCCACUUCUUGUCAAGGUGCAUGCCUGUGUGCUAGCAUGCAAUGAAGCUAAGAAAGUGAAGGUAAAAAACAAUAAAAAUAAAAAUGCUGGACACAUCUGCUAGGUCAGCUCCAUCUGUAAAAGACAUCAGAAGAGCCAAGAUAACAACUGGCGAAGUACUUAAUGAUGCCUCAUCUGUUUGGUAUUUUCUGUACUGAACGGAUUCAGCUCAGUUAGCUGUCUGCUGUCAUGCUUUUAUUUAAUUUUCCCUCAGCGCACAUGACACAGAAACAAAUGCAUGCAUGUUUGACACUGUAUGCAUUGUCAAACAUGCAUACGGUGCGUUUUGAUACCUUUUAAUCAGCCAGAAGUAUCAACAAGUGAUUGAGAGAGAAUCAAUCACUUGUGGGUGUUCAGUUCUUUUGGGGGAAUGAAAAAGUCUGUGCCAUUUCUUGAAAUUUUCCUGCGUCAUGCAGAUAGUAAAGCUGAUAUCUUUUAACACAACCGAACAGACUGCACAUGGCUUCAUGUGUCCACAAAAAAUAAAGACUGUUAAACAAUGAGGGGUUCCUUUUGGAGGGUCAAACAACACAGCUGGUGGAUGAAAAACAAAUCGUUAAAUUGGGAACCAAACAGCAAGCCACUGUCCCGAACAGUAAUGUUUAUACAAAAAAGAUUGUCUCAAGUCAUUGACUUGUAGCAUUCACUCAACCUGGAUGAGCUCAUUGUGACAGCAGAAAGUCACUUGGGUUUUAUUGAUGAAGAGUGAGAUGCCCCCCUCUAGGAAAGAAAAACAGCCAAAGAGAAUGCCAGACCAGGUGUAGCUUCUACAUAGAGAAAAAUAAGAGAGAUAAAACAAAGUUCACAGCUGAACAAAUGUCAAGUCGUGCAAAUUGGAGAGUGAUGGAAAUUAGAAAAAGUGAUCAGUUUAUCUUCCAGCAGCCUAAGCCUAUAGCACAAUAACGACAGAGAGUUUUCUAAGUACAAAAAAAUCUUUUAAUUUUACCAACAUUUUGAUUCUGAGUGGAAGGGAUGUUAAUGUUUUGGAGUGGCCCAGCCACUUGUCGAUUAUCUCUAGAAACUAGGGUCAUUUCUUGAACCUCUUGGUUCAAUUUUAAACUCUUAAAUAUUAAUCAGCCAGAGGUAUCAACAAUUUUGAGCUAAACUGCAAAUAUGCUGUGUAGUGAAUCAGUUUACAUUCAUACCACUUAUCCUACGCAGAAGAAGAAGUUAAAAUACAGUUAAAAGUUACAGUUUUAUGUAUUGUCUGUAAAACAUAACAAUGCCUUUUCAUUUUUAUAGACCACAUUUAAGGCCACAAAGUGAUAUACAACAAGACACAUUUAACACCUAGCAAAUACUUUUAUGUGCAGUUUUGCUGCUUUUGAAUUUAAGAAGUAACCUAAGGUGGUGGAAAUUGAGAACAGACUCUUUUUUUUUUACUUCAAGAAUAAAUUGGGCUUUGAUAUAUUUAUAAGUUGCCUAAUUGAAACUGUCCUGUCUGUGAGGAAUGACCUUGUUUAAAAUGAGAGUGUAAGCUGGUGUGUGUGCGUGCAUGUGUGAGCACUAUGUGGGGAUGGGGGCAGAGGGAGGCUGGCACGCCCAAGCUAAAGUACUGAAUGACGUCCGUCUGUUGUGUCUUCUGUAUCGGUGCGCCCUGCUAUUGGCGGACUAUUGGAAAAAUAAAGCAAUCAGCGGCGCGCCGUAGGCGGGUGGAUCGCCGGUUGAUAAAUCCAGAUCUCUCUCCCGUGGGCGGGAACGGCAACAGUAGAAGAGCGAAAGUGAGGCGCAUGAGUAGCGAGAGAGAGAAAGAGACGUGGAAGAACCGAGGCUGUGGCGGCGGCUGUGGUUGACCGGGGUCCGCGGAGGGGGCGAGGCGUCCGCCCCUGCAUGCGACUUCAGCCGCGCAUGGACGACCACCUCAGUCUCCUGCAAUCACCCCCGCCGAGCGCAACCAAAACCAGAGGCGACAACCUGGUGAACCACGGCUACACCGAGACAGAGACCGACGUGAUGACGGUCGUGGCGUGUGACAACAUGCUGGAGGAGUCGGCGGCUUUGCCGGGGCACCACUCUCUGGACCGAUACGAGCCGGACCAUGAGUGCUGCGAGCGGGUGGUCAUCAACAUCUCAGGGUUGCGCUUCGAGACGCAGCUGAAGACGCUGUCACAGUUCCCAGAGACGCUGCUGGGGGACCCCAAGAAGAGAAUGAGAUACUUCGACCCCCUCAGGAACGAAUACUUUUUUGAUCGGAACCGACCCAGCUUCGAUGCCAUUCUUUAUUACUACCAGUCAGGCGGGCGCAUCAGGAGACCUGUUAACGUGCCCAUUGACAUUUUUUCUGAGGAGAUCCGCUUCUACGAGCUGGGCGAGGAGGCUAUGGAGAAGUUCAGAGAGGAUGAGGGCUUUAUUAAGGAGGAGGAGCGGCCGCUGCCUGAUAAUGAGUUUCAAAGGCAGGUGUGGCUGCUCUUUGAGUAUCCAGAGAGCUCGGGUCCCGCCCGGGGAAUCGCGAUAGUGUCAGUCUUGGUCAUUCUCAUCUCCAUUGUCAUCUUCUGCUUAGAGACGCUGCCGGAGUUCAGGGACGAGAACAGGGACCCGAUCACCAUUGCGCCUCUUAUAAAUGGCACGCUGCCCUAUUUCAUUAGCCCCUUCUCAGACCCCUUCUUCGUGGUGGAGACGCUAUGCAUCAUCUGGUUUUCAUUCGAGCUGUUGGUGCGCUUCUUUGCAUGCCCGAGUAAAGCCACGUUCUCCAAAAACAUUAUGAACAUCAUUGACAUCGUUGCCAUCAUUCCCUACUUCAUCACCCUGGGCACGGAGCUGGCAGAGAGGCAGGGGAACGGACAGCAGGCCAUGUCUCUGGCCAUCCUGCGCGUAAUCAGGCUCGUUCGGGUGUUUCGCAUCUUUAAGCUUUCGCGGCACUCCAAGGGCCUCCAGAUUUUAGGGCAGACUCUAAAGGCCAGCAUGCGCGAACUGGGGCUGCUCAUCUUCUUCUUGUUUAUCGGGGUCAUCCUCUUCUCCAGCGCUGUCUACUUCGCCGAGGCAGACGACCCGGAAUCGGGGUUCAACAGCAUCCCGGACGCGUUCUGGUGGGCGGUCGUCACCAUGACCACCGUGGGUUACGGGGAUAUGCACCCCGUGACGAUCGGGGGCAAGAUUGUGGGGUCCCUGUGCGCGAUCGCGGGUGUGUUGACCAUAGCGUUGCCCGUGCCCGUCAUCGUGUCCAACUUUAACUACUUCUACCACAGAGAGACUGACGGGGAGGAGCAGGCGCAGUAUCUGCACGUGGGGAGCUGUCAACCCCUGGCGGACACGGAGGAGCUGAGGAAGACUCGGUCUUCCUCCUCACUCAGUAAAAGCGAGUACAUGGUGAUAGAGGAGCACGGGAUCAACAGUGCGUUCAAGCAGCAGCCAAACUUCCCGACCACCACGACCACCGCUCAGAACAACUCUCAGAACUGUGUCAACAUAAACAAAAAGAUCUUCACCGACGUGUAGCCAGCUUUACAGUAAAUUACCCCUGGGCACAGGAGGACGUGAUGAGUCAAAACUUAUAUGCAGCAGCGUUUGGAAGCAACGGCAGAUAAAAUGAGAGCGAAAGGGGGGGGAUAAAAAUGGGCACAACCCAUCUGUUUUAAAGAGAUGCUUUGUGCGCCAUUCCAACAAUUUGGAUUUUUUUAAAAUCUAUAUAUUUAAGUAAUUCUUGCUUGCAAAAAGAGAACGAGCUCCACCUUCACAUCUACUGUUGUUCUCUGAAUGAGCGGUAACGAACCUGCUGUGCGCCGUGCAGUGACCAGUAUGUUAAGCACAUUACAACAGGUAGAGAUAAAAGCUGUAUGACUGUGAAAGACGAGUACAAGUAGAUACUUCUGAGAAAGGACGCUCACACGGUGUUAUCAUGCGUCAAGAGUCGUGAUUCGACAGUAAUAGCCUAUAUGUUUAAUAUUCGGAGUCAUUUAAAUAUGUGUAGCCUCUGUGUGUGGUCAAGCAGAAAUCAUGUCAGAAUGACGUAGUCCAGCAUAAUAUAUAUCUAUGUCAUAUAAACCGUUUUGUGGAAUACCUUUAUUGUGCGUUAAAGUCUAGUCUAAAUACUACUGUCUUAAAAAAAAUAAUCCAUAGAUAUAAAUUGUCUUGGUAGGCUAUUUAAUGCGUAAGCAGCUCCACGUAAACCACCAGAGUCAAGACGGCCGUCAGGGUCUCAUUAUAGAUACUAGACACACGUGAGGAGGGAGAUAAAAUAGGGCGCGUUCUCCGAUCAAAGAUGGGGCGCGUUUCUCUUGUGGUAACCUCAAAUAUAGCCCGCUGUGAUGCAGUCUCCAUGGUGACGCGUGUUUCCUCGGUAACCCUUCCCCCCUCCCCAAGUCACCGUUGCCAUAGCAUCACUGUUUCCACAGUAACCUCCCAGAUGGUUUCAAAGCUAUAUUGGAGAUUCUAGUGUGAGUGGCUUGUCUUUUCGGUGUCUUAAUCAAUCAGACCAAAACAUAUUCAGAUUCAACGACUGUUAAAGACUGCCGGUACAAAACAAAAUAAAAAUUAAAAAACUCAGUGAAGACCUGAACUGGUCAACAAUCCCGAGCCACGACUCAAAACGGUGUUGUGGUGGGAGACUGAAAGGAAGAGGCAGCGUGUGAAGAAUUAUGAAUGGACUGGGAAUACGUUGCACGACUGUCCCGAGUGCACUACUGCGGGUGGCCAUUGGAGGAUGCUGUUCCACUGACAAAAAAUGGUGAAAGAAUUUGUUUCUGCUCAGACGUCCCGGAUCCCCUGAUGAUCUCAUUUCAGUUGCCUCCCUUCAAGGAUGCAGAGACUUCGUUCUGGUUCUGUUGGACUGGAUAGGCCUGGUGGAUUUGAUCUACUUCCCCUGCCUUCUUAAUUUCAACGGGUGCCCUCCAAUUGGUGACUAGUAAUUCUCCCACUUUUCAAUUCAAAAUGCAUAAUCAACAGGCACAUAAAGCUGUUCUCAGAACAUUUUGUAGCACACAGUUUGGACUUGAUACUCUAUGAAUGGAGCCUUUGCAGGGUCAAAGGUCAUUUAGAUGUAAAAAAAAAAAAAAUCAUCUGGACAUUUUCUAAAUGGCAUACAAUAGUUAAGCACAGCAAACUGCCAGCAUUUUUGCAAAGCACCUUUCACUUUACGGGGACUUUGUUUUUUUGUUUUUUUUAAACUUUGUUUUUUAUUUAUUUUCCCCCAAAGGUGAUAAUAAUCAUGGACAAUAAAAAAUAAGAAAUAUUUGAAAGCAAGUUUUAAAAAGAAGUGGCAAAAAAAACUGAGUCCAUCUGUGAUUUGACUGAUAUGAAACUGUGAUACCAAUCAAAGACUGUUAGCCAUAUGCCUUUGUUAUAUGUGUGUGUUCUGUAUUGCUAAAUAUGUGAAACAGACACAUUCUCAUGUGUGCUGGUUGCUGCUAUUCUUUUGACGUAUUCAUGAACAACAACACAAAUGCAUUUAGGCACAUGUCAAUACAGACACUUUAGACAUAUACACACAAACACACACUUGUUUACAUGUCUCAGCUCUAUCCCAGAGUGCACUUUGGGGGGUUUUUUUAUUGUUGUUUUUCCAUUUGGGAUAGAGCAGAAUAUUGACAGUUGAAGGCUGUGUGUGCCUGGAUUUAUUCUGCGUUGUUGUGCACUGUCUUCAACAUGACCCAUAUAAAGAGAUUA
Molecule: messenger RNA, 6137 nt
Organism: Xiphophorus hellerii (green swordtail)
Lineage: Eukaryota; Metazoa; Chordata; Actinopteri; Cyprinodontiformes; Poeciliidae
Product: potassium voltage-gated channel subfamily A member 3
Exons: 3
Coding region: 2367-3971 (534 amino acids)
Biological process (GO): action potential; potassium ion transmembrane transport; protein homooligomerization
Cellular component (GO): voltage-gated potassium channel complex; membrane
Molecular function (GO): protein binding; delayed rectifier potassium channel activity
Source: RefSeq, a predicted model, not a curated record